AAAAAAAGCGAGCGAAGAAGAAAAACGCGGAAGUUAUUAAUACGUCACUGACGGGAGCGGUAGCGCGUGCGAGUGAAGGCUUUUGUUUUUUUCCCCCCUUUGUCUUUGUCCUUCUACCAUCGUACGCGAACGACCCGUGAUCCAAAAAAAAGUUGUCGCGGGGUGUCAAUGUUGAGUUAAAACUCGUCAAAGCGGACCCAAUCGGCGUUGUUCAAGUUAGCUCAGCCUGCUAGCGGCAAACGAAGGCAGAACGCGAGAGACGUUCAAGUUAGCAACGAGAAGAGAGCAAGCCCAGUUGUGUGAAAAUGUGUAAAGUCACAAUGUUGAGAGAAUUAAUGAAGCAGCGACUGAACUUGGCCAUGGAGGGAAUAUUUCAACUUUUUGAAAGAACGAUAUUGGAGUACGAGGAGGAACUUCGUCGAACAAAAGAGGCGAAAGAGCAACAAGGCGAACUAUUGGACGCCGUUUUAAAGUCUCAUGUUGGCUUUCACUGUGCAGAUGUGCAGCAGGUGUUGCUGCAGAGUCCAGAAGAGGUUCCUUUUGAGCAGCAGGAGGCCGAGGAGACGGCGGGGGAGGAGCACAUCCCGAGUUCCCCGCUCAUUAAACAGGAAGAGGAGGACGUUUGGAGUUGUCCGGAUGGGAAGCGGCUUCCGGGCAGGCAGGAGGUAGAGAGUGGUGUCAACACGGUCCCUUUCACUGAUGUCCACUUGAAGAGCGAGGAGGAUGAAGACACAGAAGACAAGGUGUCUUCCGAUACCGACGCCCCCAGAGUACCUCUGGAGAACUCCGAAAGCGACGCAUCGCAUCACGCCAACAACAAAUCCCUGAGUUGCUCCAAGUGCGACAAAGUGUUUGGCUCAAGUAGAAACAUGCGACGACACUUGAAGACGCACAUACAUACUGCAGAACCGCAGUACAGUUGCCCCAUGUGCGAGAAAGUCUUCUGGAUCAAGAGGAACCUAAAUAGACACAUGCUCACCCACUCGGGCAUCAGGCCCCACGUGUGCGCCGUGUGCGGCAACACGUUCACCCGAAGCCACCACCUGAAGAGACACAUGGGCACGCACAAAGCUGACAAGCGAGUUUCCAAGCAGUACGAGAAGAAGACCCCCGUCAGUGUGGUCAGCGCGGUCAGUGCGCCCGAGCAGCCUAUCCCCUGUUUGUUUUGCACCAAAGGUUUCACGAAAAAAUCCCACCUGGAGAGACACAUGAGGACGCACACGGGCGAGAAACCCUUCAGCUGCGGUGUGUGCGACAAACGCUUCGCGCGUAAAGAACGCGUCCGAAAUCACAAGUGUGUCGUGGACAACAAUGGCAGCGCCUGAGCUACAUGGACGCUCGCUUUUUUUCGAUUCUGCCUCACACUUCCGUCGUACCGACUCAGCCAGCUCGGCGGUUCGGGUUUCGUCUCUCUCCGAGUGGAUCAACGCGUACCGAUUGCCGGUUCAUCCAUGGCAAUACCCGAGUUCAAUAUGGACUGAUCGUCUCGACGCUGCUGCGCCUGUAAGUGACUAAACCGGACAAUCGCAGGAGGGGGGGGGGGGGGGGGGGGAAAGUUUCAGUUUCCCCAACUUCACUUACCAGUAAACGUUUUGAGGCUCUAUAUACAGUAUAACAAGGCUGCAGGCCUGCAACUAACAAUUAUUAUGAUCAUCGUUUAACGCCGACUUUUUUAAAAUUAAUCAAUCAAUCGGAUAAAAACAAUAAAGGAUUUCCAUUCCUUUAAUAAAAAAAAAAUAUUUCCAAUUGACUGUGCAGAUAAAGUGCACAGAACGGGUUGCUGCGUGAAAAACAACGAAAUGUUGUCAAAUACAGUGGAGGAAGUCCUUUUUUGACCCCUCACUCGUUUGGUAAGUUCACCCACUGACGAAGACGUGACCUCUCAUUAGAUCGUCCAUAUAGGCCACUCAAUUGACGAAAGCUUACUAAGAAGUAGAAACCUACCUCGACACUCAUGAUGCUUAUCAUUUUCUGAAUUCAAGGAGUCAAGUACAAAUAGCUUCAUUUGCCAAACCCUGAAGGAAGUCGACUUUAUGCAAAACAAGAACAUUAUGUACAAAAUAUAUUCAUGAAAUUAUAAUGAACGGUGACACCAUACUUGACUUAUGAAAAAUGUACAUGCAUUUUAUGGAUGACUGUAUAAACAAGCGGCUGAGUGCUGCGCUACACUGCAUUUCCACACACCCCAAAAAAGAAAAAAGUCCUCUUAAUUACUUAAAAUAUUUUCAAAAUAACUUCAAAUAUUGUCACGUGUAACAUUGAAAUGAAACUGAGAGCAAUUCCGUUUGGCUCGCAUGAGCAUCACGAAAACCCCCGAAAACGAUCACUUCCGGAAUUUGCGCUGCCAUAUCUGUACAGUCGCUCCGCACGUUUAAAGCCUCAGGACUUAAUUGCGAUUGAUUAAUCAGGAUUUGAUCGGUAACCGGCAGUACUGACAUCAUCCAAAUGCAGCGAAGUCAUUGGUUUUCGAGACGCUGAUAUGUGCCCGCGACGGCACUGGGGGUCUGCUGCUCUUUGUGCGCAACGCAUCAACGGAGCGAGUGACUGACGUAAUCAUUUGCGUGACACAACAAAUGGAUAAUGAAAUUCAUAGCCAAAACUGACGGGCAGCCGUGGCCCAAUGGUUAAGAUCAUCGCCUGCCACCGUGGGGGACCUAGGUUCAAAACCCCGACUGGACCAUCCGCCAACAUCCCCCGGACUCACGGCUGUGGUGUCCUUGAGCAAGACACCGAUACCCCGAAAUGCUCCCCGGGCGCUUCAGCUGCCCCCUGCUCCAGUGUGUUCCACUAACAUGUGUAUGUGUUCACUGUGAUGGGUUAAAUGCAGAGAACAAAUUUCGUGUGCAUGCAUGCAUGUUCAUGACAAUAAAAGAUGAUUCUUCUUCAAAUUCUUUUAAAUAGCGAUUUUAUCGAUUCGUUGUCGCAGCUCUACAGUAUACUGUAUUCAUUUUAUGUGGGAACCACAAACAACAUGGCUGCUGUAGCUAUAUUAUUCGAAUCAUACAAAGAGGGGAAACAAGCUAGUAAUAAAUGGAAAGUGUGGAUAUUUCAGAGGCUGUUGGAAAUGAUCGCUCCAUUCCAUUCAUUGACUACUUGUACAUUUCCGCGACAGAGACUCUGCACACUUUCAUUUUUGUAGCACCGGGUAUAGGUUAAAUGAUAGCUAUUUGUUGUGAAACACAAUGUAUAUACUGUAUUGUCCUUUGUUUGUCGUUGUUUUUGGUACGGCUUAGGAAUGGCGGCGGCAGGCUGCCACUGGCUUAUGGCCGGAAAACGUGAAGGCUUCUGUGAAACGACGUGGCAUUUUUGAUUGGCCGUUGCAUUUGCGUUUUGCUGAGGCCCGUGUUAAACAUAAGGCUACGUUCACACUUCAGGGCAUGAUGCCCAAUCUGGAUUUUUCAAUUCAAUCUGAUCUUUUUAUGUAGUCAUUCACAUUACAAUAACUGGAGAGGGAAUGCGUCCGUGAUGUCGCACAAAACAGGACGCCGCAUAGCUCAUGCGCACAAACACGAGGCCCCUCGCGUAGAUCUCGUCAUAAAGCAGCGGUGGUGUGAUUUCAAGGAUUUUGUGCAGCCGUAGCCAACGUUCUCUUGUAUUUAUCUAUUACCUAAAGCAUAUUAUUUUCACCACUGGCUGUUUUCUGCCGUUUGCUUUUGUCGCGUGUCUGUUAUGUCGAACAGUUGUGAUGUUUGUCGCCGUUUGAUGACCUGUGGGUCGGAGGAGCGCGCCGUACGCGUCCACAUUGCACUCGUGUCGGAUGCAUAUCCGAUUUCUAUACACACGAAAGAGGCCUGGGUCAGAUGACAAAAAAAUCGGACUUGUAUGAUUCACAAUGACAUGAAAACAAAUCAUAUAAAUGUCACAUUGGGCAAAAAAAUCUAAAUUGACCUGCAGCGUGAACAUAGCCAAAGUGUACCUUUGUUCAAGAAGUCCAGGUAGCUGUAGGACUGGGCUGCCAUUUUGUUUUCAAUGUUUUGUUUGUCACUGAUCCUAUUGUUGCCUACGUUUAAGUAUAAAUAAAUGAUCUUUGUUUGGACUGCAA
Molecule: messenger RNA, 4042 nt
Organism: Phyllopteryx taeniolatus (common seadragon)
Lineage: Eukaryota; Metazoa; Chordata; Actinopteri; Syngnathiformes; Syngnathidae
Product: zinc finger protein 25-like
Exons: 3
Coding region: 306-1325 (339 amino acids)
Biological process (GO): regulation of transcription by RNA polymerase II
Molecular function (GO): RNA polymerase II cis-regulatory region sequence-specific DNA binding; DNA-binding transcription factor activity
Source: RefSeq, a predicted model, not a curated record